UUCAAUUCAUGGAUCCGGGAAGCUAGGUCAAAACCUAUUGUAACCAUGCUGGAAGAUAUACGAUUGAAGGCAAUGAAAAGAAUUUCAGAGUUCAAGACAAAUCAUGAUAAGUGGAUAAACGAUUGGUCUCCCUUAUGCAUGGAGUACUAUCAAGACAAUAAGGAGGCUGCUAGUGGUUGCAAUGUUAUAUUUAAUGGGGAUGUGGGGUUUGAGAUUGGAGAGGGGACAGAUAAGCACACAGUUGUGUUGGAUAAGAUGGUCUGCACUUUUAGAGCAUGGGAACUGACUGGAAUACCAUGCUUACAUGCCAUAUGUGCUUUCUAUUAUAGGAAGGUAGAUCCUAUCACCUACAUUUCAAGAUGGUAUCAUAAGGAGACUUAUAUGGCAGCAUAUGCAAAUGCUUUGCAACCGGUACCUGGAAAAGCUUUCAUGAAGGUUGAUGAUUAUGAACCCAUUUUACCUCCCCCAGUGCCAAACCUACCUGGCAGACCAAAGAAGAACAGGGUUAGAUCAUCUACUGAGGUCAAAGGAUCUGGAAGUGCUUCUACAUCUGCCAGUGCUACACCUCAGACAUCAUCAAGAAAAGGGAGACUACAAACUUGUGGGAUAUGCCAUAAGGAGGGCCAUAAGAGAGCUACAUGUCCUAAUAAAGAUAAAGAUGCAAGUGUUCAAGGAGCAGAAGGGAAUGGACCUAUACCUGUGAAGAGACCUGCUAGUGUUGCUUUUUCAGCAAUUCCU
This is a messenger RNA of Cuscuta europaea, 738 nucleotides long. The record is from the annotation of a GenBank genome assembly. Lineage: Eukaryota; Viridiplantae; Streptophyta; Magnoliopsida; Solanales; Convolvulaceae.